AUGGAUUUCUUGGGUGGUUUGCCUACAACUACCAUUGGGUUUGAUUACUUGUUUGUUAUGGUGGACAGAUUCAGCAAAAUGGUGAUCCUAAUUCCUUGUAAGAAGACAAUUUCAGGAGAAGGUGCCGCAAAGUUGUUUUUCCACCAUGGAUUGAUGGACACAAAGCUGAAACAUAGUACUGCUUUUCAUCCUCAAACGGAUGGACAAACAGAAGUGGUAAAUCGGACCAUAGUACAUCUAUUGAGAGGAUAUAACUCUAAGCAUCCUUGUACUUGGGAUGCGAUUGGUGACAAGCAAAAUGGAGAAGAAAAUGAUGAUAGGCUAAAAGCACAGCAACUCUUGGAGCGCAUUUCAAAGAUCCAUAAAGAAGUUGAUGAGCAAUUACAGAAGUCACAACAGCGAUACAAAGCGCGACAUGACAGACAUAGGCUCUAUCAUGACUUCAAAGAAGGUGAUCUAGUUUGGUUAAAACUCAACAAGGAAAGAUUACAUGGUGUAGGAAGGAAAUUAAAGCCAAUUCGAUAUGGGUCAUUCAAGAUCUUGGAAAAGAUUGGAGAGAAUGCAUUUUGA
This is a messenger RNA of Prunus armeniaca (apricot), 570 nucleotides long. NCBI's taxonomy places the organism in Eukaryota, Viridiplantae, Streptophyta, Magnoliopsida, Rosales, Rosaceae. The record is from the annotation of a GenBank genome assembly.